Messenger RNA from Rhopalosiphum padi (bird cherry-oat aphid), 702 nucleotides. Its product is annotated as zinc finger protein 271-like. NCBI's taxonomy places the organism in Eukaryota, Metazoa, Arthropoda, Insecta, Hemiptera, Aphididae. Gene Ontology annotation, molecular function: RNA polymerase II cis-regulatory region sequence-specific DNA binding; DNA-binding transcription factor activity. The record is from RefSeq and is a predicted model, not a curated record. The transcript has a single exon. The coding region runs from base 1 to 702 and encodes 233 amino acids. Gene Ontology annotation, biological process: regulation of transcription by RNA polymerase II.
AUGCCGUUCUCUCAGAAAAACAAUCUGACCAAAUAUCAGCGGACGCGUACGGAUGAAAAAUCGCACCGAUGUGACGUGUGUGAUAAGGCGUUCUCUCAGAAAAACAAUCUGACCAUACACCGGCGGACACACACUGGUGAAAAACCGUAUCCGUGCGACGUGUGUGAUAAGGCGUUCUCUCGAAAAAGCGAUCUGACCAUACACCGGCGGACACACACUGGUGAAAAACCGUACCCGUGCGACGUGUGUGUUAUGGCGUUCUCUCGAAAAACCCAUCUUACCAGACACCAGCGGACGCAUACGGGUGAAAAACCCUACACAUGCGACGCUUGUAAUAAGGCGUUCUCUGAAAAAUACAAUCUCACUAGACACCAGCGGACGCAUACGGGUGAAAAACCGUACACGUGCGACGCUUGUAAUAAGGCGUUCUCUCAAAAAAGCCAUCUGACCAAACACCGGCGGACACACACUGGUAAAAAACCGUACCCGUGCGACGUGUGUGUUAUGGCGUUCUCUCGAAAAACCCAUCUUACCAGACACCAGCGGACGCAUACGGGUGAAAAACCGUACACGUGCGACGCUUGUAAUAAGGCGUUCUCUCAAAAAAGCCAUCUGACCAAACACCAGCGGACGCAUACGGGCAAAAAGCCGUACCGGUGCAACAAUGUGAUGUCAGUGUCGAGUCAUUCGCACUCGUUGUGA